Penicillium bovifimosum is the source of this 1011-nucleotide messenger RNA. Its product is annotated as trafficking protein particle complex subunit 13. Gene Ontology annotation, cellular component: TRAPPIII protein complex. The coding region runs from base 1 to 1011 and encodes 336 amino acids. The record is from RefSeq and is a predicted model, not a curated record. The transcript has 5 exons. Lineage: Eukaryota; Fungi; Ascomycota; Eurotiomycetes; Eurotiales; Aspergillaceae.
AUGUCACGUCCUCGGGCUCUGUCGGGCGCUGAUGCCCCGAAGGAACCACAUGCCGUCUCUCUAAAAGUGCUGCGCCUUGCGCGCCCAUCGCUUGCUUAUCAGCAUCCCCUCCCGACAUCCAACACCACAAUUUCCGCGAAAGCCUCCUUAAGUUAUCCAUCCGACCACUCCGAUAGUCAAUUCAUACUAACGCCUCUUCUUACCCUACCCCCCUCCUUCGGAUCCGUCUACGUCGGAGAAACCUUCGGAUGCACACUCAGCGCGAAUAAUGAGAUCGGUGAUGGCGACGAUGCGAGAGUCCUCACAUCAGUGCGCAUAGUGGCCGAAAUGCAGACGCCUUCCUCAGUCACCACACUGGAACUGGAGCCACCCAGCGACUCGGCAACAACCGACGGCCUUAAGAUCGGCCAGUCAUUACAAAAGAUCGUACGGUUCGAUCUGAAGGAAGAAGGAAACCACAUACUAGCAGUCAGUGUCAGCUAUACAGAGACGAAAAUUGGUUCAGACUCGCAGGCAGCUAGUGGCCGGGUCAGGACUUUCCGCAAGUUAUAUCAGUUCGUGGCACAGCCUUGUUUAAGCGUUCGGACCAAAGCAUCUGAACUCCCGCCACUCGAGGUCGAUAAUAAGACGCUCGGUCCGUACGGGAAAGCGAGACUAGUCCGGUUUGCCCUGGAGGCACAGCUGGAAAACGUGGGCGAAGGUGCGGUAGUAGUCAAGCAAACGAAACUAAAUCCCAAGCCACCGUUCCAAUCAAAAUCGCUAAACUGGGACACGCUGAACCCAGACAUGUCCACCACGACGUUACCAACUCUCAAUCCCCGGGAUGUCCUGCAAGUGGCAUUCAUAGUAGAACAAGAAGAAGGCCAGAAUGAGGGUCUUGAAACCCUACAGAAGGACUUGAAGCGGGACGGUCGUGCCACGCUGGGCCAGUUGUCGAUCGAAUGGCGCGGUGCCAUGGGGGACAAGGGGUUCCUGACGACAGGCAACCUGAUGAGUCGGAAACGCAGCUGA